Messenger RNA from Diaporthe amygdali, 738 nucleotides. Its product is annotated as glucose-inducible sam-dependent methyltransferase. Bases 1 to 738 code for a protein of 245 amino acids. The transcript has a single exon. The record is from RefSeq and is a predicted model, not a curated record. Lineage: Eukaryota; Fungi; Ascomycota; Sordariomycetes; Diaporthales; Diaporthaceae.
AUGGCUGUCCCAAGACCUUCAGAAUACAUCGUACCCACCAGCGAGAAAGAGCAUGUCUCUCUUAUUAUCUCAGAAGCAAGCUGCGAAGCUGAGGGCCUGCACCUUGUCACAUGGAGCUCGGCAUUCCUCCUCUCCAAGGAGCUGUAUAAGCUGCGCAUAGAGCGCUCACAGCUCAAAGGCACCACCACUGGCUACUCAAUUCUUGAGCUUGGAGCAGGCACGGGUCUCACUGGCAUCGCUGCCGCUGCCGUCUGGGGAGGAAGUGCCUUGCUGACAGACUUGCCCACCAUCGUCCCUGGCGUGCAAGUGAACGCCGACCUUAAUAAGGACGCUGUCACUGCUAAGGGUGGGAGUCUGGCCUGUGGCACACUUGACUGGAAUAGCCCGGACACGAUACACACCCACAAAACAUCUGACGAAAGCCAGCCUGCGUCGAUCCAGGUGAACGACGAGACUGCAUUUCCCAUCAUCGUCACAGCAGAUACUAUGUACACUGAGGAUCAUCCUCAGUUGCUUAGUCAGACCAUUCUGAAGUGUCUACGGAGGACAAAAGAUGCUCGUGCGAUCGUCAUGUAUGCAAUGAGGAUUGCGUAUAUUGAUCACAUCAGGGAGUUCUGGGAGUUGAUGGAGGAGGGAGGCCUUGUUGCUGAGCAAGAGGGCCGGGCCGAGAUCGACCUCAAGGACUGGGACGAUGAAAAGCUUCACGAGUGGAUUGUGUGGAAAUGGAAGGACCUUUGA